Messenger RNA from Drosophila nasuta, 4405 nucleotides. It is a transcript of the gene Abd-B, whose product is annotated as Homeobox protein abdominal B. Gene Ontology annotation, cellular component: nucleus. The record is from RefSeq and is a predicted model, not a curated record. Bases 1567 to 3060 code for a protein of 497 amino acids. Gene Ontology annotation, biological process: regulation of transcription by RNA polymerase II. The transcript has 5 exons. Gene Ontology annotation, molecular function: RNA polymerase II cis-regulatory region sequence-specific DNA binding; DNA-binding transcription factor activity, RNA polymerase II-specific. NCBI's taxonomy places the organism in Eukaryota, Metazoa, Arthropoda, Insecta, Diptera, Drosophilidae.
UAGAUUUGUGCUUCGCUCAGUACGGUUGGAAGGCGUGCGGGCGUCUGUCUGUCUCUUAAUAUCAACGGCAAACAACAAAAACGACUAACAGAGUAUCGCAAGCAGCAACUGCAACAUCGACGAAAGUAAAUGAGAACAAGAACUUUAGUUUGACUUGAACGGAUUCGUUUUCCAUUCUGCUUGGAGUAUUGUGGCCGUGCAGUUCGAUAUUAUAUUGAUGACAACUUUAUAAAAACAAGACUAAAAUAAUUAUUUGCAAUAUAAUAAUAAUUAUUCGCGGUGUACAAAAAUCAAAGUAUAUGUGAAUAUGCCUGAGGAAUGGCAACAUUUUGUUAACUGUUGCGGGCGACGAGUUUAAUUGUUUGUUUUGAUCGUAAAAUCAAAUUUUAUGGCCAGCAAACAUAAAAAGCAAAAAAAAAAAAAACAGCAGCGGCAGCAACAACAGCAGCGACGAAAAUAAUAAUAAUAAAAAUCUACAACAACAGCAACAAUAACUCGCUCUCACGCACUGAAAAUUUCACGCGCCAUUUGUGCCGGCAUUAAACUAUAAAUAUAAUAAUAACAAAUAUUAAAAAUUACAAAUGAAAAAUAAAUGCAAUAAAAUAGUGCAAGUUCUCAAAACUGAAAUCAUCUGAUUUUUUGAACAUCUGAAACACCGUAAUCACCCUGUGCUCGUGUCUCUUUGACUGACUGUUGAUCAAAAGCAUUGGCCCCAUCAACUACAUCGAACAAACUGUGGGUGGCAUUUAAUUCGCGCUCUCUUCGUCCCAUUCUUCAACCUCUUCGACAACGGACAGUGCUCUCUGUCGCUCUCUCUCACCCUCGAACGAGCUCUGUACGUGUGUGCGUGCAUGUGUGAGUGCCAGUCAGCUUGUAUACGUGCGUGCGUGUUUACGUACGUGUGUGUGUGUGCGUGAGCUAACCAUCGACUGGUUGAAUAAUAAAAAAAAUAAAAAUAAAAAAAAACGUUUUCAUAUGACUGCAAAUAAAAAUCAAACUAAAGCGCAGCAGCAAACGGCAGUAAACAUUGCAAUAUAAUUGACUCGAAUUAAGUGCAAUUAACAUUAAUCAGUUGACUGCAACUGAGUGAGCACAAAAAAAAGGAACCGGAGAAGGAGAAGGAGAAAGUUAAAAGGAGCCAACUGGGAUUGUGGACUUGGACCGCUUCCCUGCUUGGUGUGUGCUCUCCUCAGAGUGCACAAGUGUGUGUUGGAGUUGGUGUGUGUGUGUGUGUGGCGCGCAGUGUGCCUUUCGUUCCCGCCGUUUGACUGAAAGACAUUCAAAAUAACCGUAAAUAUUCCACCCCUUCCCCAAACCCCAACCAUCCCGCUGGCGUGCGCUCUCUACGACCCCCACGAUGUCUCGGCAGUCGGGUCGCACGCCGCUGCCGGGGCUUGGUGGGGGCCACAUCACACACAUCCCCAUCCCCAUCCCCAUCCCCACCCACACCCCCACCCACAUCCCACCUCGACGAGCAGUGCGGCGGCGGCGGCUCUGCAGCAACACCACCAGCAGCAGCAGCAACAGCAACAGCAGCUGCAACAACAGCAGCAACAGCAACAACAAAUGCAGCAACAGUCCGCUCAGCAACUGCAACAACAGUCCGCUCAGCAACUGCAACAACAGUCCGCGCAGCAUCUGCAGCAACUGCAUCAUCAUCCGCACCACCAUCACCACCUGCCUCAGCCUCAGCCACUGCAUCAUCACCUGCAACCCACGGUCGUCUCAUCCGCCUCAGUUGCGUUGUCCACGCCAACAUCGGUGUUGCAGCAGCAGCAACAGCAACAGCAACAACAGCAGCAGCAGCAACAGACGACGCCCACAACACAUUCCACACCCACACAUGCGGUCAUGUAUGAGGAUCCCCCACCUGUGCCAAUUGUGCCCGUGCAGCAGCAACAGACGUCACUCCAGCAUCUGCCCCCGCCACAGCAGCAGCAGCAGCAACAACAACAACAGCAGCAGCAGCAACAACAACAGCUGGCAACAGCGCCAGUUGGCGGAGCCCUUAGUCCCGCACAGACUCCAACUGGACCCGCCACACAGCAGCCCCAGCAUCUCACGUCCCCUCAUCAUCAGCAGCAGCAACAGCAGCAGCAACAGACGCCCAACAGCGUCUCGAGUGGCGCCUCCUCAAAUCUCCAACAACAGCAGCAACAAAAUUCGGUGGUCUCGUCUGGCCAAAGUCAAAUUGUGGCGCCGACAACGGCGAGUGUUUCUCCCUCCAGUGUCAGUUCUCAGCAAGCAGACAUGUCCAUCUCAUUAGCGCCAAUACAUAUACCCGCGAUCAGGCCCGGCUUCGAGGCGGAUGCCACGACGCCAGUUAAGCGACAUGCGCAUCCGUGGCCAUAUGAAAACGAGUUCAACCAGUACCAUGCCUCGCCAUACUAUCUCGACCGGGAUCGCAAGCCCAUGUUCUACGGCUACCCAGAGACCCAGUUUCAGCCAGCAUAUUGGCCCAACUACCGUGAUCAGCCGAGCUCAGCAGCAGCGGCGGCCUACAUGAGCGCCACCGACGAGCGCCAUGCAUCAGUCAGCGCAGCAGCAGCGGCGCGACAAUCGGUGGAGGGCACCUCGCAGUCCAGUUAUGAGACGCCCACCUACUCCUCCCCAGGCGGACUGCGCGCCUUCCCCGAGCCCUACUCGAGCACAGGAACUUCAGGAGGUCUGUCGGUUGGUGCCGUAGGACCGAUGACACCGACGAAUGCGAUGCACGAAUGGACCGGACAGGUGUCGGUGCGAAAAAAGCGCAAGCCGUAUUCCAAGUUCCAGACCCUUGAGCUGGAGAAGGAGUUUCUAUUUAAUGCGUAUGUGUCCAAACAGAAGCGCUGGGAGUUGGCCCGCAAUCUGCAGUUGACAGAGCGUCAGGUUAAGAUCUGGUUUCAAAAUCGUCGCAUGAAGAACAAGAAGAACUCACAGCGACAGGCCACACAGCAGAACAACAACAACAACUCCAGCAGCAAUCACAACCACGCCCAGGCGGCACAGCAGCAUCACAACAACCAUCACCUGAACUUGGGUCUUAGCAUGGGUCAUCAUGCCACUAAAAUGCACCAGUGACCUUUGGACAACAGCAGCGCCGGCGCCAUGGGCUUUGCUACCUACUAGCAGUUAGCCAACCCCAAUCCCAAUUCCAAUGCGAAUCCCAAUCCCAAUCCAAAUCAGAAUUCAAUAAAAAACGAAAUGAUUAUGGACUUUCCAUGCUAGUUGCGAGAUCGAUCAAUUGAGUACGGACAGAGUACAAAAUCCAGAUGUGUACUAUAUGUUAUAACGCAGCGGAUUAGUUGGGAGAUUGGGAAUUCGAUAUGGAAGUGGAUGGGGAUGGAAAAAAAACUAAAGGAAAUUGCGUUGGCGUCGCUGUUUUCAAAGCUAAAUUCGUUGGCAGAUCAUGCCGAACAAGGGGAGUUGAAGUCUACGUUUAAUGAAAUGCAGUUAAUUAAUAAGUCAGUUCUUAAAAUAUCUAUAAACAAUUACAAAUGUAAAUCGCCCAGUUAAAUUGAUGCUUGGCAAAUGACAAAUGGCAUAAGGCAAAUGAUCAGAGAAUCCCAAAAUUACAAAAUGAGAAAAGAUGAGAAAAUAAAUAAGAAAAUUGAAAAUAUGAAUGAAAUGAGACGCAGAAUGAAUAUAGUAUAUGUAUGUAUUUGUAUUUGUAUUUCUCUCAACGCUCUAAUAAUUAAAUACGCAUUAAUUAAUAAUAACAAUUUCAACUAUGAAUAAUAUAUGCAUAUACAAAAUACAUUGUACUACCCCUAAUAAUAAUAACAAUACAACAACAACAACAACAACAGCAACAACAAUUCGAGUAGUAGAUUCUAAUUGUAAGUGCAGUUCGUACAUCAAAUGCAAUUGUAGGCCACAACAGACAACAACAAAUUGUUUAACAAUUUCCACACACAGACACACACACACUCAAACACUUAUACACUUAACACAGAGACACAGCGCCGCACUUUUAGCAUAAAUUUUGUCAAAUAUUGUUCGUUGUGUCGUGUUCUUAGAUAAAUUUUAAGUUCCUGUAUAUAAACUAAGACGUAAAAUCGAAAAAAGAAGAGAAAAACGUAAUUAAACACAAUUAGCGAAACCGUCUGAAACUUAUUUUGGUUUUGUGAACAUAAACAAAAUUAAUAUAAUCGAAAUCGAAAAACUAAAUACUAAAAAGAAAGAAAAAACAAAUCGAAUAACAUAUGAGAAUACAAAAAUUAGAAAUGCGAAAUGUCAAAUUCGAUCUUAUAAAUUGUAAGUUUUUUGAUGUGUGUGCAUGUUUACUCCAUAGUUAAAGGCGCUUUCGAUCUAAACAAAAAAAAACAAAAACAAAAAUUGAAACAUAAAUAAUUAAUGAAUAAUUAUGAAUAAUUGCACGUAAAUUAAAACUAAAGGGAACGCUAAAGAAAAAUGGGGAAUACAU